CUUCCUGCGAUGCCCAACGCAGAGCCCAGUCAGGCGGAGAGAGGCAGCCCGCGAGCCUUGUCGACCAGCCCGGGCGGGAAGGAAACGUUGCCAAGCCUUUUGUCUGCGGGAGGCAGCAUCUCUGCUCGCUGGUGACAGCCCCAUUGCGGGCUGCUGCCAUCCGCGCUCCUUUUUGUCCAACGUCUUGGUAGUAGAACUGCAGGAUUUUUUGGGAGGUCUGUUUGCUGAAAUCCCAUGACACCCGCGGGCUGACUUUGCACGCAUCAUGCUCUCGUUCGGCGCCUGAGACUCCUUUGUGCGAGGAAAAGCGAUCACAUGAUCCCCGUUUGAAGGCGAAGACCGAAGGGAUCGCGUGGGUUUUUCGUGUCUGUGGGGCAGCCCUCUCGAUGGUGCCCGGGGGGCCGGUUUCUGCAGACGUCGCCGCCGAGCCCACCUUCUCCCGCGGGGGGCUGCCGUAGAAGGCGGGUUGGGUUGCAUUUCGGUUUUGCCACAUCCGGGGCGCAGAAAAAGCCUCACGUUUCUCCUCAGCGGCGGCUCGGCAUUGAACGUGCAGGAAUAUGCUCAUGAAGGAGUACCGGAUCUGUAUGCCUUUGACAGUUGAGGAGUACAGAAUUGGACAGCUGUACAUGAUCAGUAAACAUAGCCAUGAACAAAGCGAUCGUGGAGAAGGCGUAGAAGUGGUGCAAAAUGAACCUUAUGAAGAUCCAAAUCAUGGGAACGGUCAGCUGACAGAAAAACGGGUUUAUCUGAACAGCAAACUUCCAAGCUGGGCAAGAGCUGUUGUCCCAAAAAUAUUUUAUGUAACUGAGAAGGCCUGGAAUUACUAUCCCUACACAAUUACAGAAUACACGUGUUCGUUUUUACCCAAAUUCUCCAUUCACAUAGAGACAAAAUAUGAAGACAACAAAGGAAGCAAUGAUAAUAUAUUUGAUAACGAAGCCAAAGAUCUUGACAGAGAAGUCUGCUUUAUUGAUAUUGCCUGUGAUGAAAUUCCUGAGCGAUAUUAUAAAGAGUCUGAGGAUCCAAAAUAUUUCAAAUCAGAGAAGACUGGGAGAGGCUUAUUAAAAGAAGGCUGGAGAGAGACUCAGCAACCCAUCAUGUGUUCCUACAAGUUGGUGUCUGUAAAAUUUGAAGUAUGGGGACUUCAAACUCGAGUAGAACAGUUUGUUCACAAGGUAGUCAGGGAUAUAUUGCUGAUUGGGCACCGACAGGCUUUUGCAUGGGUUGAUGAGUGGUACGACAUGACCAUGAAUGAAGUCCGAGAGUUUGAACGAGCAACUCAGGAAGCCACCAACAAGAAAAUUGGGAUCUUCCCUCCUGCAAUAUCAAUCUCUAAUGUCUCCCUCCCUUCUUCGAUCCGCAGUGCUCCUUCUAGUGCACCAUCUACGCCUCUUUCCACAGAGGCACCUGAAUUCCUAGCACUUCCCAAAGACCGACAACGAAAAAAAUCUGCCCCAGAAACUCUCACGCUGCCAGAUCCAGAUAAAAAAGGUCUUUAAAUCCAGCAUGUUUUGUUAUGACACAUCAUGCCUGACAGAACAAUAUUUAUAAAGCUUAUAGCCAUUUUUUCAUUUAAACAAAUUUGAGUAAUCUAGAAGAAUGACUCCCCUCUCCUCAUCUUUUCCCUGCUAGGUAAAUGCAUGCAAGAACAUAGGUCUUAUGCUCUGAUUCCCAAACUAAAGCUCUAAGCCAUAUGACAGAUGUUGCUAUCAACACAAAAUUAAAUAGCUUUCAAAAGCAAAAUAAGCUCUUCAUACCAGCUGUAGUAAAUGCAGAUAAUUCUCAUAUGUAGAGAAACAGUAUUUGUGACUGGAGAUAUAAUAAAGCUGGCAAGGAUAUCUUGAAAGAAUGAGGGACUAUUUAGGGACAGGUUCAAAGGAUAUCAUUUCUCAUUUCAAGCCAUUAUAUAUCAAUUUAUAAAAUGGCUGUCCAAGGCUGAGUCUACCUUAAAUAAAAUAUUUAAACUUCUCUCUGAAAAA
This is a messenger RNA of Sphaerodactylus townsendi, 1979 nucleotides long. It is a transcript of the gene PITPNC1, whose product is annotated as phosphatidylinositol transfer protein cytoplasmic 1. Gene Ontology annotation, molecular function: phosphatidylinositol binding; phosphatidylinositol transfer activity. Gene Ontology annotation, biological process: phospholipid transport. The coding region runs from base 558 to 1499 and encodes 313 amino acids. The record is from RefSeq and is a predicted model, not a curated record. Gene Ontology annotation, cellular component: cytoplasm. The transcript has 9 exons. NCBI's taxonomy places the organism in Eukaryota, Metazoa, Chordata, Lepidosauria, Squamata, Sphaerodactylidae.